Molecule: messenger RNA, 966 nt
Organism: Eimeria necatrix
Lineage: Eukaryota; Apicomplexa; Conoidasida; Eucoccidiorida; Eimeriidae
Product: mitochondrial 2-oxoglutarate/malate carrier protein, putative
Exons: 5
Coding region: 1-966 (321 amino acids)
Biological process (GO): transmembrane transport
Molecular function (GO): oxoglutarate:malate antiporter activity
Source: RefSeq, a predicted model, not a curated record
AUGGCCACUACCCAGGGUACGGACACGCGGGGCCCGAGCGCGACGAAGCCUGGGCCUUCUUUUCUUAGCCGGGCGAAACCCUUUGUUGUUGGAGGUCUUUCCGGGUGUAUUGCGACAUGCUGCAUCCAACCUGUGGAUAUGGUUAAGGUUCGAUUGCAGCUGGUGGGAGAAGGAGGCGCAAAAGGUUCCACCAGUCCAAUUUAUGUUUUCAGAAACGUCCUGAAGAAUGAGGGCGCCCUCGCCUUGUAUAAGGGCCUAGAUGCAGGCAUAAUUCGCCAGCUUACGUAUUCUACAGCCCGUCUUGGGCUAUUCAGGGUUUUCAGCGAUAGGCUGAAGGAAAUGUCGAAAGGUUCAGACCCAACAGCACCUCCUCCCCCUCUCCCUCUUUGGAAGAAGGCGGCAGCGGGCUUGGCUGCUGGUGGCAUUGCUGCAGCUUUUGGAAACCCCGCAGACCUCUCCCUGAUUCGUAUGCAGGCGGAUGCAACUCUUCCACCUGAAUCCCGACGAAACUAUACAGGCGUUUUGAACGCAAUUUCACGAAUUGUCAAGGAAGAAGGCAUAUUAGGCCUUUGGAGGGGCAGCUUCCCAACGGUCCUUCGAGCAAUGUCGCUGAAUAUGGGCAUGUUAGCUACAAAUGACCAGUGCAAGGAGAUGCUUGCUCCGACCCUGGGGAACGGAUGGACAACAACACUUACGGCAAGUGCUAUCUCAGGUUUCUUUGCGGUGACGUUCUCUCUCCCAUUCGACUUUUUGAAAACAAGGCUGCAAAAAAUGCGGCCAGAUCCUCUAACAGGAGAGCUGCCGUACAAAGGCGUGUUUGAUGCUGCUGUGAAAAUCACUCGGACAGAAGGCAUAACUGCAUUCUAUACAGGAUACCCUACAUACUACAUGCGAAUUGCACCCCAUGCAAUGAUUACGCUGAUCAGCAUGGAUUAUCUUGAUAGAGCGCUGAGGAAAUUGUUUUAG